AUGGCCAACGUUCUGUCCUUGCGGCUUCGUGCCAUUCUUUUCCUGUUCUUCUUGUCAGUCUCUACGGUUUCUUGUUUCAAAUUUGACGACACUGCGAUACACCUGAGUGGUGGGUUCAAACGUGGCACCCAACUCAAGUAUAGCGGCGAUGUAGGUACGCAGCCUCAGCCGAGCCAGGCAAAGCCUCUGUUCCGACGACAACCCAGGAAGCGCUCUCCUGUGCCUCGUUACCCUGCGCCCGUCAUUCCGUCUAGCAAAGAUGAUGACUCAUGGUCUGUUAUGGUCGAGGAGCCGGACAUGUUGUACAUGAAUCUGGGCCCUGCGUUCGAUCUUUCAAACUGCGUGUUCUGUCCUACCCAGAACGAUGGAACUGCCCUCGACGAAACGGAUUCGGAGGCUAUUCUCAAGCACAUGACUUGGCAAACCUUCCUUCGGUACAUCAAAGGAGACAAGGCGGCCCUUACCGAUACGUGUGUCUUCUAUUCCAAAGGUGUCACAACUGCUGGAGCAGCAACGGGUCUGUCCGUUGCUGCCACAGAAUGGGCAUGCGGAGAGUCCCAGAAGGCCCGGUACACAAUCUGGAAUCUGUUCCCCAACAGCCUUGACGCUUCUAGUCACUCGGGCGUCCGAGACUUUUACGCCAUGUUUACGCCCGGAAGCUGGCUGGAUCCUGUCAGGAAAAAGCAGUUAGAGUUCGAGGCAACGAAACCUCCCGGAACAGUGCCACCGACCAUCCGUUAUUUCCAACAAAUGUCGGCGGCCAUGGCUGAAGCAUGCUACGGAGACAUCAUCAUCAUGACGGAGACGCCGUCAGAACUCGCCCUCUACGAGCCAGGCAAGAAGUACCAGAUCAAAGAAUUGAACAACAUCUUCUGGUCUCACGAGCGGCCCGUCCUCCAGCGAAAGGUGAAAGCGGGACAGGCAAAACUCUAUGCACUGGACUCAACCACCAAAGAAGCCUGGGAAGUAAAAAACAUCAACACGUUCGAGCUUGGCUCCCCGAUAAAGUUCAGGCGAGGUCUGCAAUCGGUCAACGAGGCGUCUAAUGUCUUUGGACGGUCCAAGUUGCAGGCCCGGGCCAACAUGUGCCAGAGCAACGGACUUGGCUCUCAGGGACUAGGCCAAGACUGGUUUGGAUCUUACGGAAGCAAUGGGUGGUAG
Molecule: messenger RNA, 1161 nt
Organism: Colletotrichum chrysophilum
Lineage: Eukaryota; Fungi; Ascomycota; Sordariomycetes; Glomerellales; Glomerellaceae
Exons: 2
Coding region: 1-1161 (386 amino acids)
Source: RefSeq, a predicted model, not a curated record